AAGCAUCCGUUUAAGGUAAUGCGAUCAUUAGUGAAGAGCUGGCAGUCAUGCCCACCCCCAAGCGGCUCGGUUCCUACGCACCCUUUUCUCCGCCCCCAACACAAGUCAACCACACAACCCACCUCCACUCACCUCUUCGCUUGCCCUUUCCAUGGCUGUCCCCUUCCCCGUCUUCGCUUCUGCCACCACCGCCACAACCUCCCACCAAUCCCUUUCUCUUUCCGUCUACCCCCGUUCCUUCCCCAGAACAAAUUUCAAUGUUGUUUCCUCCUCCUCUUCGCGCCCUUCCAUCCGUGUGAAUUCUGCCGCUUCUCCCUCUGUGGAGGCGGCCACCGCCGUCGACUCUGAUCGGGCUGCCGCCUCAGAUUCUCGGUCUAAAGCCUUGCCGUUUCGGAUUGGACAUGGGUUCGAUCUCCAUAGGUUGGAGCCUGGGUAUCCUUUGAUUAUUGGGGGAAUUAAUAUUCCCCAUGACAGAGGCUGCGAGGCUCAUUCUGAUGGGGAUGUUCUACUUCACUGUGUGGUUGAUGCAAUUUUGGGUGCUUUGGGGCUUCCUGAUAUUGGACAAAUCUUUCCAGAUUCAGAUCCCAAAUGGAAGGGUGCCCCUUCAUCUGUUUUCAUUAAAGAAGCUGUGAGACUGAUGCAUGACGCAGGUUAUGAGAUAGGAAACUUGGAUGCCACAUUGAUACUCCAAAGACCAAAGCUUAGCCCUCACAAGGAAGCUAUCCGAGCAAACCUCUCCGAUCUUCUGGGAGCUGACCCAUCUGUCGUGAAUCUGAAGGCAAAAACGCACGAGAAGGUCGACAGCCUCGGCGAAAACCGAAGCAUUGCUGCCCAUACGGUGGUCCUCCUAAUGAGGAGAUAGAACCCCUACCAUUACUGCUGCUGCUUUGUUAGUGUAAUAGCAACAACACUGCUCCAUUUCAAGUGGAAUAUGCUUUAGUGUCAAUACUUUGAAUCUCCCCUCCCUUCCACAGUUAAACGUUUUAAUCAUUCAACAACGUUAAAAUGAAAAUGAUAUGGUCAA
Molecule: messenger RNA, 1024 nt
Organism: Cucurbita pepo subsp. pepo (vegetable marrow)
Lineage: Eukaryota; Viridiplantae; Streptophyta; Magnoliopsida; Cucurbitales; Cucurbitaceae
Source: RefSeq, a predicted model, not a curated record